GAGACUGAGAGUGUGUGAGGGAGACUGUGGGGGGGGGUUGUGUGAAUGUGGGGGAGUGUAUGUGUGACCGUGGAGGUGUGCGACUCUUGAGGGUGUGUGGGAGUGUGAAUGUGAGGCAGUGUUUGACUGUGGUGGUCAGACACACACCCGCAUGUUGUGUCGGUGUGCUUGUCCUGUUUGAGUAAUGUGCUGUUUACGUGUGCCUAGCAUUGUGGAUGGACACAGUUCAACAACCUUUUAAAACAACCAAUAUGUAACUGCCAGCAAUUUUCAAGCGUAUUAUGUAUGUGAUUGUGGACAGAGGCUAUGGGCGUGGCCUGUGUGCGACAGAGGGGAGGAGAAGGGUGGAGAGGGAGGAAUAGGGGCGGUCUUACGCCCUCAGAGCUUGCCAUUGGUUACAGCUACAGAGGAGAGGGAAGGACCCUUUAUGCCACCGCUUCCUGAGAACGAGAGAGAGAGAGAGAGAGAGGCAGAGAGAGCGAGGAUAAAUGAACACAGGGGGGUGUUCUCCCAGCAUUAGUCUGCCUGGCUCCCUCACGUUCCCUGCCCACAUUGUGAACUGCUUCUCUGGUAAGAUCCCAGCCGAGGUGUGUGUGUGGUUGUUCCUGUGUGUGUGUGCUGGUAGGGGUGGGUGUGUGUGUGUGUGUGUGUGUGGGAGAGCGCAUGUUUGUCUGUGCGCGGGUCUUCCACCAACAUCGGUCACCCUCUGCGCUGCCUUCAUCCUCUCCUCCUCCUCAUCGUCUCGUCUGCUCUCCCUCGUGAUGAGAGAUGCCCAAGCAGACUCAGGGAGGCAAGGACGGCACAACGCACCAGAGACUAGAGGAGUAACGAGGACGCGGAGAAGGACCCCCGAGAGAGAGGGAUGCUAAGGACCCCCCCCCCAACCGUGGAGCGGUACCCGGGAAGCCAUUAAUGCGCGGCUCAUAGCAUUAUUGACCGCUUCACAUAACAGCCGGUGCCAAUGGAUUACGCAAUAAUGUACGUUCACUGGAAGCUAUUGUUGGGACUGUGCCGACUGUAGUCUCAGCGAGCAGCCUCGCUCUCCUUGUCCCCCCCGCAGCAGAUGUUGAAGCCUUUUCUCAUUGACUUUUAUAAGGAACCGAGGACAGAACGUUUCUGUGUGCCCAGCGGACCCAAAUCUGGCCCACGUAUUUGGUUUUGUCCCUUUUUUAUGUGACUUUGGACUUUGCGAGCCGAUGGACAUUUAACCUUGCGGAGAAGGGGAAGGUUGUAAUCAGAAUGCGUGUUUUACUCGGGAAGACUGUUGCGUACAUGUUUGAUCACCUGCGCUGUUUUGACUGCCUUUGUCGGCCGGGAAAGGGAUUCUAAGAGGCUUCCACCUAUGAACCCCCCUGCUUCAGCCUUUUGAAGUGGCAGAGGAUUCCACCUCUCACCAUGGAGCCACAGCAGGAGUCUUUAUGUUGUCAAUGAAGCCACGCAGCCCGUCGGCAUAAGCUCCAACCCACCAGCGGGACAAACGCAAGCGGGUCCCCCUUCGACACCCUACAGGGGGUCCUCCCGUCGACGCGUCCCCCGACCCAAAAUGAUGAACUCCACCCUGGAUCCAUCGAACCUAAGCGCCGCCAUUUCCGACCUGUUCAACUCCUCUGCCCCGUUCUGCCUGCUGGAGGUAGGCUACGCCACCGUCUUCAACACCUGCAUCCUGGAAGUGUCCAUUAUCCUUCUCCUCGCCGUGCUGAUCAUCUGUGGCAACCUGGUGGUGAUCUUCGUGUUCCACUGCGCCCCGCUGCUGAGCCAGCACACCACCAGCGCCUUCAUCCAGACCAUGGCCUACGCCGACCUGCUGGUGGGGGUGAGCUGCCUCAUCCCCUCCCUGUCCCUCCUGCACCGCCUCCAGGGCUUCGACGCCAAGCUCACCUGUCAGGUGUUUGGCUACAUCGUGUCGGUGCUGAAGUCGGUGUCCAUGGCGUCGCUGGCGUGCGUGAGCGUGGACCGCUACAUCGCCAUCACGCAGCCGCUCACAUACGCCUCGCUGGUCACGCCGUGGCGCGUGCGCUGCUGCAUCGCCGUCAUCUGGCUGUACUCGGCCCUGAUCUUCCUGCCGUCCUUCCUGGGCUGGGGCAAGCCGUGUUACCACGGCGACGUGGUCAGGUGGUGCGCGGUGGAGUGGCGGACGCAGCCGGCGUUCACCACCUUCAUCGUGGCGUUCCUCUACGCCCCUGCCGCGCUGACGGUCUGCUUCACCUACGCCAACAUCUUCAAGAUCUGCCGGCAGCACACGCGGGAGAUCAGCGAGCGGCACGCGCGUUACCGGCCCCAGCAGCUGCAGGGGCUGGCGUCUGUGGGGUCGGUGGGGUCGGUGGGGUCGGUGGCCGUGUACAAGGACUGCAGCAGUGUGGUAGAGCAAGGCCAGCUAGCCCAUUUACCACAGCAACAAAGACUGCAGCAACAUCCACCUCCACCGCCACCGCAGCCCUCGGCGGCCCCCUACCCGGACAAGCGUUACGCGGUGGUGCUGUUCCGCAUCACCAGCGUCUUCUACAUCCUGUGGCUGCCUUACAUCCUGUACUUCCUCCUGGAGAGCGGGGGGAUCUAUCAGCACGCCGCCGCCUCCUUCCUCACCACCUGGCUGGCCAUCAGCAACAGCUUCUGUAACUGUCUCAUCUACAGCCUGUCGAACUCUGCCUUCCGCAAGGGCCUCAAGCGCCUCUGCUCCUUCUGCGUGCAGCGCAGCGUGGCGGGCAGCCGGCUUGGCAGCAGGAACACCAAAAAGACCUGCUUCGGGCCCUCCGAGCAAGGCAGCAGAGGACCCGGCUACGGAUACGGUCACGGGGAGAUAAAAAUGGGAACGACCUGUCACGUUUAAGGACUGAGUCACAGAAUGAGCUCGGGGAAUUAAAAGGCAUUUGAAAUCGUUUUGAGGUUGCUUGAAGCAUUUUCUCGCGUGUGUCUUCCUCUUGUCGGGGCUAGACCGUGCCGUUAGACAGAUGAGCACAGGGAUUAAAUGAUGUUGCAGUCGUUUCUACCCGGUCUUUACGUAUUUCGUGGCCUGCGCUUGGCCAGAAGGGAACAGGGAGAGCCAGACAGAGGUAGGAGAGAGCGCAGGACUAGGGAGGUGAUCGGAUCAGGGAUUUUGAACAGGGCUCGAUGCAGGAGACUCUUGUGCGUUUGAGACAAGACGGGGGUUCACAAAGCAAGGGAUCACUUGUUUUAUGAAGGUGGAUGAGCCUUUUGAAGUAUCCUGGAGGAAUGGUGUAGAAAUGUCAAAGUCGUCUUUAUUGUUUUUGCUGUAAUGAAAGGUAAAACCUUAUCUAGCUAAAGUACACAUACACAGGAAGAGCAGAAUGUGAAGUUUGUGGAACCUAGGCCAGAUUUGUGUAAUGUGUUCUGAGCAUUCAAAACAGGAAUGUUAAGAAUGAAUGGAAAAUAUGUGUUAUUUAAACUAGACGGCUCGUUUUAAGGAAGAUUUAAUGGAUGUUAGAGUUGGUCUUUAGGAAAAACAAACUCUUAAAUUAAAUGUUGUUCUUACCCGCAGGGUGUUUAAAAUACUCAAGUAAUUUAUGAGACAUGAAAUUCAUGUUUGUGUUUGAGUAGGCGUAUGGGUAUGUACCCAUAUUUGACUUGGUGAAAUGAGACAUUCAUUGUUUGCUAUAGCAUCAGCUUAACGGAACAUGUGUCCAGACCAAGAUGAUUUCACGUUUUACGUCCCUUGUUCCCUUACCUGUUUGUACAAUGGCGUUUUUGGAAACAUUCUGCGCUUAUGAAAUAUCAAGUGGGAAAUUAUCUGAUGAAAGACUAUUAAAUGUAGGGUGAACCACGACACUAGUUUACAUGCAUCUCCUCAUUAUAAUAUUUGCAGUGGGGUUUGGUAUAAUUAGGUUUAUUUAUUUCCUGAAUCGUGUAUUGUCGGUCAAAUGUUUAAUUCUCUUGGGUCCACUUCAACCACACAUUAUCAACAAAAUAGGUUCAGAACUCUCUGACUGGAACCCUUGCUUUUCACUUUGUUAUUGGCUUAGAGAGAAAACCCGACCAUUACCCAGCGACUGGUAUUGAAUUCUAUAAUGUCUCGGUUGCGCGCCCUUGCAUCUCGUCGGUAGCCUGAUGUUUUGUGAUUGCAUAACUGUGCCAGCAGUGAAGGCCACGCACAUAAUUACAAACGCAUACAUAGGAGAAACAGGCAACCAGGCAAGCAAACGCAACCAAGCACACAGCAGCAGUUUCCACUGUGUUUUGUGUCUUUCGUUAUCCAACGAGAAGAAUAUACAUUCGGAAAUAUACAUUUCAGAAAAUAAUUGCAUUUAUUUGGCACUUUUGGAAAGAUAAUUUUGCUCAUAAGCUAUUAUAAUCAUUCUUAUUAUUGAUACUGGUACUCACUUUAUUUGUGCAUAGAUUCCUACUUUCUUUUUUUUUCUACCAAAGAGAGUGUGAUGGGUGUUAUUGGGAUAUGGUCGUAUAUUCUGAUACUUGAGUUAUAUUUAUGAAAUUAAUGAUGACAAUUCUGAAGAGCAUUGAGAUGAGAUUGUAACAGACUUUAUAUCGGUCCAAUUCACUGUCCUGGUCCCUUGUCUUUGUUAUUGAAUUGCGGCAAUGUUGAAAUAAAAUGUGCUACAUGAAUAAUUUUUUUCUUUGACUUUAGAGAUGCCCCAUUACUGCCUUUUAUAUAAUUCCCAUGAUAAGCCAAUACAGUUGCCAUGGCAGCAUGGAGAUCAAUUAUUUGAAUUAGGUGGAGAUUAGUUUGAUUAAUGCUUCAGUGACGGCUGUAUAUAAAUCGCUGAAUUAAUUUUGUUCUGCAUUCGGUUUACAAUUAUCCAAGUGCAUGUAAAUAAACUAUCGUAUAUUUAAGAGUUGGCAAAUGUAUUUAUUUGAGUAAUUUAACAUUGGGACCCCGUUUUGGCUUAUUACAAAUUAGGCGCAACGAUUCACACACAAAGACAUUUGGUUUCACUGUUGUCCCUCACAGAUGGAAACUUGUGUGUUUGUGCAUCCGAAUAUAAACUUAACGGGGGGCGUCCUUCCACAUGCGUGUGGAAGUGCGAGCUUGCACUGAAUGGUUUGUUCUGGAUGGUGUCCACAGUCCCCCCUAGUCAUCGUUAUCACCUUACCCAUGGUUUGCACAGACCCUUGCAUCAUGUGUGUGUGUGAGCGAGUGGGUUCCCAUGAUGUGCACAAAGGCAUGCAGGUAGGUGUAGGUACCACGCGUCGGGUGUUCCUACGUUAGUUUGCAAGACAAACGUUACCCUGCUGUCGACUUUGAACUGUUAAGGAUUCAUCUUUCGGAGGAGCACUGCCAAAUAUUAAGCCUCUUAGCCUAUUGCCUGUCCUACUUGGUCCUAGCCUUUGCUAUACUUUCUUGUACGAAAAAAAGAGUUGAAGUAUUUUUGUUCCAUUCAAGCAGGUGAUUAGAAAAAGUACAGCUUUAAGUAACCGGGGAGGAGACUGUGGUGGUUACUCUGAGCAUGUUUGUUCAUUCCCGUUUAAACGGUGCAAUCGGGCAUCGCAGCUGCUCAACUUGAUGUGUGUAUGAUAAUUGCUAUUUCAACAUGUUAUUUUGUUGUGAUGAGGUGCCCUCCCACCACUUGAUCGAGUCUGUUCAAUAAAACAUUCCCUUUCCAAGGGUG
Gadus morhua (Atlantic cod) is the source of this 5579-nucleotide messenger RNA. Its product is annotated as probable G-protein coupled receptor 21. Gene Ontology annotation, molecular function: G protein-coupled receptor activity; dopamine neurotransmitter receptor activity, coupled via Gi/Go. The coding region runs from base 1544 to 2827 and encodes 427 amino acids. Gene Ontology annotation, cellular component: plasma membrane. The transcript has a single exon. Gene Ontology annotation, biological process: G protein-coupled receptor signaling pathway. The record is from RefSeq and is a predicted model, not a curated record. Lineage: Eukaryota; Metazoa; Chordata; Actinopteri; Gadiformes; Gadidae.